Molecule: messenger RNA, 1612 nt
Organism: Microcebus murinus (gray mouse lemur)
Lineage: Eukaryota; Metazoa; Chordata; Mammalia; Primates; Cheirogaleidae
Gene: CFAP418
Product: cilia and flagella associated protein 418
Cellular component (GO): cytosol
Source: RefSeq, a predicted model, not a curated record
CGCGCGGCGGGUCCUCGCGUUGCCCCGGGCAACCAUUUGGCACCCGGGCGACCUAUGAAGGGGAAAAGGCUUGACGAGUCAAGAUGGCGGAGGACCUGGACGAGCUCUUGGAUGAAGUCGAGUCUAAGUUUUGCAAACCCGACGCUCUGACACUGAGCAUGGCUGAGCGGCCCACAGGCUGCGGCGGUAGCACCCACAGCAGCGACCGGAACCGAGGCAACGCGAAAGAGACUCUCAGAUCAACAGAAACAUUUAAAAAAGAAGAUGAUCUUGACAGACUUAUUAAUGAAAUAUUUGAAGAGCCCAACUUUGACAAAAAACCCUUUAAAUUAAAAUCUAAAUCUUCAGGUAACACAUCUGUCAAAGCUUCCAUUCAAGGCUCUGGUAAAAGUUGCAGUCCAGUCUACCUUGGUGGGAGUGCUGUUCAAUUUGGGAUUGGAACAAAUACUUCAUGGAGAGCGUGUGACCAUCUGCGCUGUGUAGCCUGUGAUUUCUCGGUAGUAAGCUACAAUGACUAUAUGUGGGACAAAUCAUGCGAUUAUCUGUUUUUCAGGAACAACAUGCCAGAAUUCCACAAAUUAAAAGCAAAGUUGGUCAAGAAGAAAGGAACCCGGGCAUAUGCCUGCCAGUGUAGCUGGAGAACUAUCGAAGAACUGACUGACCUUCAGACAGAUCAUCAGCUUCGUUGGGUCUGUGGUAAACAUUAAGAAUACAGAUUUCACAUUCAGACAAAUGCAUGCAUGAGAGCAGUCUCCAUUAAUAUCAUAUUUAAGCAAAGAUUACCUAGCAAUAUCAUGCCCUUUGGAAAAAGACAGUGAAUUUUAUUUAAUGUAACUACAAAUUUUUGAAGACCAAAUGGACUUGGGAAGAUAAUGUGUUAUAAUACUUUGUAAUUAAUCCUUUUUGAUACAUAGACAUUUCACUUAGUAAAGUGAAAAGUAUCCACAUUCUUUGCUACUCUAUGUCCUGUUAAAUGGAAGUUUAAUUAUAGAGUUUUAUACAAAUAUAUAGCCUUUCAUUAGCAAUUGUAGUAUUGACUGCUAAUACACUUAGCAAAACAUUCCUUAUUUAUAGUAAUUAAAGCAGAUAAAGCCAACCAGGGCAGAGAACUCAUUUAGGGAUGUCUACAACACCUCCUCUAGUCUGAUCUAGUAUUGCCAAAGAUCAUAAUUUAGACAUGGCAAAACCAGGUGAUCAUUAGCUAACUUAAGAGUUUUCAGGAUUAUAGAUAUGUUGUAAAACACUGCCUUAUAUCUGAUCUUACCUUACCAACUCAAAGCAAUGUUAUACACAAUAAUAGGUGUAUAUUACCAGUUUUAGAUUAUUUCUCCACCUUUUGUUCAUUUAUAUACCAGAAGUUUAGUUUAUUUUAGUAAAUAUCCAUUUAUAUAUUAAGAAAUUUGUGAUGUACCCAAAAUCACAAAAAUCCUAAUCAGGUCAUUGUUCGGGUGUCCAAGUACUUAGCCUUUAAUGCCUAAUGCUCCAUCAAGUGAAGUGAACAGCAAGUAAGAUAAUCUUUCAGGCAGCCUGUGGACUUUUCUGAUAGGAUCACGUUGACAUAUUGUUUAUUAGAUGAGUACAUAAAAUGAGAAAUAAACCAUAACUGUUUUCA